Astrephomene gubernaculifera is the source of this 3169-nucleotide messenger RNA. The record is from the annotation of a GenBank genome assembly. NCBI's taxonomy places the organism in Eukaryota, Viridiplantae, Chlorophyta, Chlorophyceae, Chlamydomonadales, Astrephomenaceae.
CUUCAUGGAUCAUUGUGUCUUAGGGUGUUCAUUUUGCUGCUAAUCAGGCUUACAACUGUCACAGUCACGAUCUUGGUCCGCGCAACGCCGGACGAACACCAUUCAGGAUAACGCACGCUAUUGGACUCCAACCAACUAGUGUAGUAAUAAAAGAUCAGAUAGCUCCGGGCGUUACUAUAUUGGGUGUGUUCGUCAUUGGCGAGUGAUAAGGGAUGCAGACGUCGGUGCACUCCCCACGGCUUGGUGCUAAAACACCGGCGAAGCCCAAGGUUUCGCACGCACGGUCGCCCAAGCUCCUGCUGAAUCAUGCGCGCGGCGGCAACAGCAGCUCGCUGCUGCCAGCAACGGUAGCAGCUGCUGCUGCCGCCACACUCCAGGCCGCAGACGCAGCGGCUGCGGCGUCUCUGCAGUCCCCCGCAGCUGCUGUUGUUGCGGUGGUGGAUGCAGUAGCUGACGCCCCACCCCCGGCGGCCCUGGAGGCGGCAGCAGCAGCCUCAGCUAGCCCCGUGGCAGCAUCCGUCGACGCCGCCGUCAGUUCUGCCGCCGCCGCCGCUGACGCCGCCGCGGCCACUGCGUCGCCAGCCAUGAGCCUCGCGGCGCAACGUUAUGCGGAAAUGACGAGCAAGGCGGCGAAGGUGCUCCCCAAGAGCUCUGUCAGCAGCGGCAGCGGAUCAGGAUCCCCUGGUUUCGAAGCGCCCUCCUUUUCCAUGCCCGACCUAAGCCGCGGUGUGCAGCUGCCCAAGCUAUCGGCGCCUGACCUCUCCAAGGUAUCGCUCCCCGAACUGCCAAAGCUGCCCAGCGGCGGUGGCGACGGCGGCGCCGUCAGCAUUUCCCUGCCAAAAGUUGACUUCAGCGGACUAGAGCUGCCUGACGUCGGCGGCGCCGCCGCCGGCGCAAGCGGCGCCGUUGGCGCUGCCGCCGCUGACCUCACCGCCUCCGUCUCUAAAACCGCUGGCGACGUCGCCGCCGCCGCCGGCGGCGCGCUUUCGGAUGCCGCCGCCACCGUCGGCGGCGCCGUCGCCAGCGCCAGCGCCACCGUUGGCGACGCUCUGUCCACGACAACCGCCGCCGUCAGCGGCGCCACGUCAUCAGUCCUGGGCGAGGUGGAUCGCGAGGUGUCGUACGUCCGAGGUGUCGUACAAGAGUUCACCGCCGCCGCCAGCGACACCGUCAGCGGCGCCGUCAGCGCGACGGAGGUGGCGGUGGCGGGUACGGUGGACCAAGUGUAUGGCGCGCUGCCGCCGCAGGCACAGCUCAUUGCCAGCGACCUGGGUGACGUGGCGGCUGCCUUCGCGCAGCACCCCACCUCCAGCCUGGUGCUGGCGGGGCUGCUGGGGCUGCCGCUGGGGGUCAAGAGCUGGAUGGACAGGUACGGCGGCUACAGCGGGGAUCUCCGGCCCGCCCGAGUGAAGGAGAUGUUGGGUCGGGAGGAUGUGCUGCUGGUGGACGUGAGGAAGGAGGCGGAGCGGCAGUCCGCGGGCGUGUUGGAGCUGCGUAAGGGCGCUCGCUACAAGGCCGUUGCGCUGCCCGCGGACGCAGUGGCCCUGUCAACCAAGUGGGACAAGGAGUCCAAGGCGGGCCAGCAGCUGCAGCUGGCUGUCACCUCGCUGCUCAUCAGCCGCCUCACGCGCAUCCGCACGCCCCUCACAAAGCUGGUCAUCAUGAACGACCAGGACGAUGCGGCUGCCAGGGCCCUGGCGCGGGCAGUGCGGGCGGCGGGGGUGUCCCGUGUGUAUGUGAUGCAGGGGGGAUUCCAGGCCUGGUCCUCCGCGGGCCUCGGAGUGCUGCCGGACAAGACCGAGUACGACGCAUCCGCAUUUGCCGUACUGGCGGAUGAGAUAGCGGAGCUGGCGGCCGCGGUGGGACCCAAGCUGCGCGAGCCCGCCUUCCUCGCGUCCGCCCUGGCAGCCACCUCGCUGGCGGCGGUGGCAGCAGCCAACUACCACACCACACUCAAGUAUGUUGCGGUUUGGGGUAUCUUCGCCACCCUCUACUGGCGGCUCAGUCGCUAUGAGAGCCCACAGGCCCUGCUGGAAGAGGUCAAGGGCGGCUUCGCGGCCACCGCCGGUUCCCUCACCUCCGCCGCCGUCGCCGCCGCCACUAGCAACCCGCCGUCGCCGUCGGUGGCGCUGGCGGCUCCGGCACCCGUACCCGCUCCGGAGCCGGUGCGGGAAACCGUCGCGGCGGCGGCACCGCCGCCGCCACCGGCGCCGGCGGCUGCCGCCACCGUCGCGGCGCCAGAGGCCCCUGCCGUACAGGCGCCAGCGUCGUCGCCGGCGCCGCCGUCACACCCGACGGAGGCCUCCACCACGGUGCUGGCAGCGGCGCUGGCCGCCGCCGACGCGCUACCGCCGCCGCCGCCUGCCGUACUCCCUGACGCCGCCGCCAUGAGUGACACCACCACGAGCGCGCCCGCCGCCGCCGCCGCUACGGCCGCUGCGAUGACAGCGACGCCUGCCGCCGCUGGUGCUAACGCGGGCCCCGGUCCCGCAAUCAAGAAGAACGGUAACGGCAACGGCUCCGCUAAGGCUGGCAACGGUAACGGUAACGGAAGCUUGAAGGCGGCGGUGACGGCGGUGGCGCCGGCUCCUGCGGUCGCUGGUGGCGAGACUGCCUCUCUGUCUGCCUCCACAUCCUCCACGGACCAAGACAGUGCCUAGAUGCCCUCCUUUAGCGCCGAGUAAUAUUGGAAUGGAGCAUGACGCAUGAGGAAAGGGUUGCAUUAGAGAGAAGAGUACGGAGAGCACAACCUAUAUGACGUGCGCGUUUUUGUUUGCGUAUGGCGUUAUGGUGAUCAAUGGCCGUACGGCAGAUCCUGGUUGCUGCUGUACGGAAGCAGUACGGCGGAGUAGUACGACAGCGGUAAUGAUAAGGAGAAAUGGCCAUGAAAAGUUGUACGACAAAGGAUGGUGAGGUUAAGUGGAUGUACUGGAUACCGGGACCAAAGCGCACUGGUACGGCAUACACACACUUGCGAAUGGCGGUUGGAAAUGCCGCCGGUUGGAUAACGGUAGUAUUUAACCACUGUGACGGGUACGGCAGAUCAGCAGCGUAUUCCUGAAUGCGGAGAGACGUUGCGGUACCCGGCGUUUGCGGCGGCUUGCUGCUGACUCUGGUGGUGUACACACCGAUUAAUGUGUGGUUAUGUAGGUAUUAUGGAGAUGGAGUG